AUGGCUUUAUUCAGAAAGGCAAUGAUGUUUUUGUUGGUGGUUAUAAUGACUAUCAUAGGAUCAACUAUGGCUGAGGUGUAUGAAGUUGGUGAUUCUGCAGGAUGGGAUUUCAACGUUGAUUACAAUCAAUGGGUUUCUUCCAAAAAAUUUAAACUUGGUGAUUCUCUUGUAUUCAAUUACAACCCACGGUUACAUAAUGUGAUGCAAGUGGACAGCAACGACUACAACGCAUGCACAGAUAACCAUCCAAUAGUAAUAUACAACACCGGCAGCGACACACUUACCCUGGAAACACCCGGCGAUUACUUCUUUUUGUGUGGGUUUCCAGGUCAUUGUGCUUCUGGACUCAAAUUUCACAUCAAAAUCUCAACUCCAUUUACUCCUCCUGCUGCUCCACGAAAUUCUAGCUCCGGCUCUUCUCCUCCGGCGAGGUCGUCGUCUACCUUUACUCCUCCUAAUAAUGGCGAUCCUUGGCUUCCUGGUUUUCAACCUAACAAGCCUAAAAGCAGUGCUUAUAAUUCAUCCAAAUGGUCACCCAUGAGCAUGUUGCUUCUUGCUACUUCUCUGUUUCUAGGCAUGGUUUAUUAAACUGCACAGAUCGAUCGAGCUCGUCAUAAUUUGGAAGACAUAGCUAGACAGUAAUUUUGUACUAAUUAACUUUUGUUAGCGGGUUUUCCACAGUUCUAGAUUACAAUUGUUAGUUGUAUGUUUCUUUGCUUAAUGUUAUACUAAUAAUAUUC
This is a messenger RNA of Nicotiana attenuata, 740 nucleotides long. RefSeq names its product mavicyanin-like. Gene Ontology annotation, cellular component: plasma membrane. The coding region runs from base 1 to 588 and encodes 195 amino acids. Gene Ontology annotation, molecular function: electron transfer activity. The record is from RefSeq and is a predicted model, not a curated record. Lineage: Eukaryota; Viridiplantae; Streptophyta; Magnoliopsida; Solanales; Solanaceae. The transcript is spliced from 2 exons.